Messenger RNA from Vanessa tameamea, 755 nucleotides. RefSeq names its product centromere protein X-like (gene MHF2). Lineage: Eukaryota; Metazoa; Arthropoda; Insecta; Lepidoptera; Nymphalidae. The transcript has 3 exons. Gene Ontology annotation, biological process: DNA repair; kinetochore assembly; replication fork processing. Gene Ontology annotation, cellular component: Fanconi anaemia nuclear complex; FANCM-MHF complex. The record is from RefSeq and is a predicted model, not a curated record. Bases 216 to 512 code for a protein of 98 amino acids.
UUAUGUAUUUAUGAUCAAAUAAAUUUAAAAUAAAUUCUGUGUUAUUAAUUGUCGGUGAUUGUAUAGUAUUAAUUUAACAAUUAACAUUAAUAAUUGUUAACUUUUGUCUUGUUGUUUGUUGUCAACGAUUGACGAAGAAUUACGAUCAACACAGUCAACAAUAAUAUAAUAUACACAAGGUAUAAUAAAAAAAUAUAUAUAUUUGUAUUUUAAGCAUGGCCAGAUACAAUAAUGAAAAUGAUAGCGAUAAAAUAGAUCCUACAACCGUAGCAUCUGAGCUAAAAUCUAAUAUUAAACAAGACAUUAUCAAAGAACUGUUACAUGGCUCAUUUCAAGAUAAUAAAACUAAACUGGGAAACGAAGCUCUGACCCUGGUCGUGGAAAUAGCAAAGUGUCUUGUUACUGAGACUUGCCUGAGAGCUUCAAGUGAAGCUUUACGUGAUGGGAGUGACAAAGUUGAUUUUGAACAUGUUGAAAAGUGCCUACCACAACUGAUGUUGGAUUUCCCAUAGUUUCCCAUAUGAUAGGAGAUUUCGUCAAUUUUAGAGAAGCAAUUGGUGCUCAGAGUACUCAUCUUAUAUUUUUAUGGUGUGUUACACAAGAAUAUUAACUAAAAACAUAUUAAGAAAAAAAUCUGUCAACAAUUUAUUAACUAAAUGAAAAAUUGAUCUUAAUAAUUUGCAAUGCACCUGUCGAUCAUUUUAAAUAAAUCUCAUAUUUUUGUAGCAAAUGUCAUUAAAAAAAUUUAAUAUUAC